Messenger RNA from Zea mays, 2254 nucleotides. RefSeq names its product STE20/SPS1-related proline-alanine-rich protein kinase. The coding region runs from base 342 to 1931 and encodes 529 amino acids. Gene Ontology annotation, biological process: protein phosphorylation. The transcript is spliced from 15 exons. Lineage: Eukaryota; Viridiplantae; Streptophyta; Magnoliopsida; Poales; Poaceae. The record is from RefSeq and is a predicted model, not a curated record. Gene Ontology annotation, molecular function: protein serine/threonine kinase activator activity; protein kinase activity; ATP binding.
CGCUUCCUCGUCCUCCUCCUCCUCGUUUCGCUCACGAGAAAGCACGCAAACGCGGUCCUCGCUCGAGAUCCCCCACCGCCCGCCCCCUAAAGCCUCGCGGCGCCGACCCCGACCCCCCGUGGAUCCACCCUGCGCGCGGCCUCUAGAGCUAGUCCAGAUCCGCGGGGCGCGCGCCCUCACCAUCAUCACAUCGCGCGCCCAGCUAGCCGCGCCUUGGAGGCAAGGCAUCGUGCGUGCCACCGUACGUCCACCGAUCGGUCUCGAUCUCGGGCCCUCCCGCUGACGCCUUCGGCUGGCCUAAUAGGGGCGCCGCCGGGGGAUCGGAGGGGGGCGCCGCCGUCAUGUGGAAGGGGAAGAAGAGCGGGCCUCUGGCGCCGCGGGGCCGGAAGCGGGAGUUCCCCAUUCGUGCGGCGGACUACGAGCUGCUCGAGCCUAUCGGCGACGGCGCCACCGCCGUCGUCCGCCGGGCGCGCUGCCUGCCGCACGGCGGCGAGAUCGUCGCCGUCAAGGUCAUGAACAUGGCGCACCGCACCGAGUCCGACGUGAACAAUGCCUCAGAGGAAGUGAAGACCAUGAUCAUGAUCGACCACCCAAACCUUCUCAGCGCGUACUGCUCGUUCACGGAAGGCGAAGCCCUGUGGAUCGUAAUGCCCUACAUGGCCGGAGGUUCGUGCUACCACCUGAUGAAAUCGUCGUACCCCAAGGGAUUCGACGACGAGAACUUCAUCGCGUUCGUGCUGCGCGAAACGCUGAAAGGUCUGGAGUACCUUCAUGAGAACGGCCACAUACAUCGGGAUGUAAAGGCUGGAAACAUACUGCUUGAUCAAGAUAAAGGAGUCAAACUAUCGGAUUUUGGAGUUACCGCCAGCCUUUAUGACUCAAUAAUCAAUAGACACGGCAAAAGGAAGACACUUGUUGGGACGCCUUGUUGGAUGGCCCCUGAAGUUAUGGAGCAAAAGGAUUACGAUUUCAAGGCGGAUAUUUGGUCAUUUGGCAUUACUGCACUUGAACUUGCUAUUGGUCAUGCACCAUUUUCUAGCCAACCUCCAGCAAAGGUUUUUCUCAUGACGUUGCAACAUGCCCCUCCAUCACUUCAUAACACGAAGGAGAAGAAGUUUUCAGACUCUUUUAAAAGUAUGAUUGCCACUUGUCUCAUUAAAGACCCAACAAAGAGGCCACCUGCAAAAAAGCUAUUAAAACACCCAUUUUUCAGAAGAGCAAGGUCAGACCAUAAUGCCGUGAAAUGUAUGCUAAAUAAGUUGCCGUCAUUGGCUGAGCGAAUGCAAUUUAUAAAGGAAAACGAGGCGAAGUUGCAGGCAGAUAAAAAACCUCUUGAUAACUGCAAAGAGAAAGCAUCACAGGAAGAGUAUAGAAGAGGUGUGAGUGAGUGGAAUUUCGAUAUUGCAGAUUUAAAAGCACAAGCGGCAUUGUACCCCGAUGAGAACGAAGCAGAAGACUUCUUACGUUUUCUAUUUGAACUGGACAUUGUUGAUGAAACAACCCAGUUAAAAGAUAUUAGAGCAGAAAGUCACUCUAUAAAUAAUGAUGGAACGAAUGUUGCUGAUGAUGGCUUAGGAAAAUCAAAUUCAACAAGUCCGAUGUCUUCAUCCCAAAGUGUGAAACAGCUUGAUAAAGGAAGUCCUAAUGGCCUUGUGCGCAGUGAAUCAUUUGAAAUUCAUUCCAUAUCACCCGCUAAGCAACUGACAACAGCAGUUUCUACGUGCAACGAUGUUGAUGAAUAUUUAGAGAAAACAGCUUUUCAGAAGGGUCGUUUUAAGGUGAUACAUGAUUAUAGCAAGCUUGAAGGAGCAACGCCAAGAGAGAAGGAAUUAUUAGAUCGUAUAAGUAGUUUAGAGCAAAUGCUUCUUGCUACCCAAGACGAAGUUGAGAGGCUUAAAGCAAAGGGUAAAUAUGCUAUAAUGCUGGUAUAGUAGCACUUCAUUAGACUUUUAAUCAUCACCGAUAAAUGGGUUAUAUUGUUUAUCAGAGUCAUAAGGAGCAGAAGGAUGACUGCAACAACAAUAGUAGUGAAGUGGAAGUUAAAUUCAACUGUUACCUAGAGCUUGUAAUGAUAGAAAGCAGUUGUAGUACGUUUUAACCAUAAAAGAGUACACUAAGUUGAUCCGAUGGAUUAUCUAUUAGAAAUCAUUUGCGCAUUAUGUAUUAUUUUCAAAUAUUUCUUAGAUAUUUCCUUUCUUAUUAGAUGGAUUUAAAAAUGAGAUUUGUUAUAUAUGAUGGUCUAGUGUUAUGAUGU